Messenger RNA from Chionomys nivalis (European snow vole), 1302 nucleotides. RefSeq names its product monoacylglycerol O-acyltransferase 3 (gene Mogat3). The transcript is spliced from 9 exons. The coding region runs from base 1 to 1254 and encodes 417 amino acids. NCBI's taxonomy places the organism in Eukaryota, Metazoa, Chordata, Mammalia, Rodentia, Cricetidae. Gene Ontology annotation, molecular function: diacylglycerol O-acyltransferase activity. Gene Ontology annotation, biological process: triglyceride biosynthetic process. Gene Ontology annotation, cellular component: endoplasmic reticulum membrane. The record is from RefSeq and is a predicted model, not a curated record.
AUGCGAGACCUGCAAACAGAUUACAUCGUCAGUGCCUGCCUGCCUGCCCAUGUGUCUGGGUCCUCCUGCCCCCUUGCCUGUAUGUCGGAGAUGAAAGUCUCCGGUUCCCGCAUUGUCCGGGACCUGCGGGCCAAGGUGAUCUGCUCCCUGAAGAUCACACCCCCAAACCUUCACCCUCUGUUUCCUGGGUCCUGGAGUCCUGGUGACACAAAGUCACUAGAACCGCUGUCCCCACAUCCCCUCUCCUCUCUCACCAUGAAAACACCUCAGAAGCAAAGGCUUGAAGUGAUAGGCGCCUAUCAAUAUGUGGUCACUUUUCUCUUCAUGGGCCUUUCCUGCACCCUUCUGGUCUUCUUUCUCCAUUUUACUGGGCUCUGGUCCUUCUCUGUUCUCUAUUUCGUGUGGCUGUACCUGGACUGGAACACACCCAUCCAAGGUGGAAGGCACAGCAGGUGGAUGAGAAAGUGGACAAUCUGGAAACACCAGAGAGAUUAUUUCCCUAUCAAGCUACUGAAAAUGCCAGAGCUGCCGGCUGACCGGAAUUACGUGCUGGGUGCCCACCCCCACAGGAUCAUGAGCACAGGAAUCUUCUGUAAUUUCCCCACGGACAGCAACGCCUUCUCCCAGGUCUUUCCCAGGCUUAGGCCUUGGGUGGCCACACUGGCUGGACUCUUCUACCUUCCUGAUCUUCCUCUCUAUCGAGACCACCUCAUGUUCAAUGGGCUGUGUCCUGUGAGUCGACAGAGUCUGGACUUCAUUCUGUCACAGCCCCAGCUUGGCCAGGCAGUCACCAUCCUGAUUGGGGGUACCCAAGAAGUCCUGUAUGCGGUUCCAGGGGAGCACUGCAUCACACUGAGGACGCGGAAAGGCUUUGUGCGCCUGGUGCUAAGGCACGGGGCCUCCCUUGUGCCUGUGUAUUCCUUUGGGGAGAAUGAUAUCUGCAGAAUCAAGUCUUUUGACCAAAACUCCUGGCAGCGUCGGUGCCAAAUUGCCUUCAAGAGACUCACGGGAUUUUCUCCCUGCAUCUUUUGGGGCUGUAGUCUCUUCUCGGCCAACCUCUGGGGUCUGGUACCAUUUGCCCAGCCCAUCACUACUGUGGUGGGCCGCCCCAUCCCUGUGCCCCAGUCCCUCAAGCCCACCGAAGACCAAGUGGAUUGUUAUCACUGGCUCUACAUGAAGGCUCUGGAGCGGUUGUUUGCAGACCACAAGGAGGCCUGUGGUGUCCCUGCUUCCACGCACCUCACCUUCCUCUAGACCUGAGACUCUGAACCCUGUUCCUGGAGAGUUCCACCGUGCCAGACU